AUGGCUUCCUUUGCAGCUCAAACUCUCUUCAUAUUGUUCUUCACCCUCUUCUCAGCUUUCUUCAUUAAAAUCAAUGGAGAGUUCUCGAGGCAAUCCAUUAAUAUGUCCAUAAAACACAUGGAGAAAAUCACCCGUCUGCAUUUUUACUUCCAUGUUAUUGUAGAUGGAAAACACCCUACAGCCAUGCAAAUUAUCAGGCUACCAAACAAGACAGCUACAUUAGUUGGUACCACUUUCAUGGUGGAUGAUCCAUUGACAGAGAAGCCUAAGCCUACUUCAAAACUUGUGGGAAGAGCUCAAGGGAUUUCUGCUUUCGCUUCUCAAAGUGAUUUUGGGUUGCUUAUGGUCAUGAAUUUUGCUUUCUCAGAGGGAAUAUACAAUGGAAGUGCAAUUAGCAUUCUUGGCCAGAAUGCAGUCCUUGAUGCCGUGAGGGAAAUGUCGAUUGUCGGAGGUAGCGGAAUUUUUCAGUUUGCCCGUGGUUAUGCUUUGGCAAAGAUAGUUUGGCUUAAUAAGUAUGGAGAUUCCAUAGUUGAAUAUAAUGUGAGCGUUGAGAAACUUGGGAUUGAAGGAGAUAUUAACUUCAACUUUUCAUUAGAACACAUGACUAUGAACAGAGAUUCUUGUAUGAUGGGACAUUGUAUUCACAUUCAAGAAAUUUGUUUUUCAUGGUUUCUAGUCUACAACUACGGUAAUCUUUGCAUGGUGGGAUCAAGUUAUGUUGAUCCAAUGAUGAGAGCUUUGGAGCUCUCUCUCAAAUCCUCAAAUCCGACCGCCUCCGGUCAUCGGGCCGACGUCCGUCGGCCACCGCACACGGUGGUUGGAGGCACAAAAUGGGCCAUUUUUGGUCCCCUUUGGAGCUGGUCGUCUCUCGGACAUGGAUUCGAGGCCGAAUCCCAUGAGAUGAGCACCGUACCCGAGAAAAACGAAGGGAGACCGUUCGUCUCCUCUCCGUCCGGCACGGCGCAGGUGUUGAUGAAGCUAGGCACGGUGGGUGGCGAUGGGACAAGGCAAACGGCAGAGGGAUGGGUGCGGCGCUAG
Molecule: messenger RNA, 1038 nt
Organism: Gossypium raimondii (Peruvian cotton)
Lineage: Eukaryota; Viridiplantae; Streptophyta; Magnoliopsida; Malvales; Malvaceae
Product: dirigent protein 21-like
Exons: 5
Coding region: 1-1038 (345 amino acids)
Source: RefSeq, a predicted model, not a curated record